Molecule: messenger RNA, 1209 nt
Organism: Komagataella phaffii GS115
Lineage: Eukaryota; Fungi; Ascomycota; Pichiomycetes; Pichiales; Pichiaceae
Product: Regulatory subunit of the cyclic AMP-dependent protein kinase (PKA)
Exons: 1
Coding region: 1-1209 (402 amino acids)
Biological process (GO): regulation of protein phosphorylation
Cellular component (GO): cAMP-dependent protein kinase complex; nucleus
Molecular function (GO): cAMP-dependent protein kinase regulator activity
Source: RefSeq, a predicted model, not a curated record
AUGACAGCAUACACGGACGUCGUAAACGACUUGAGUAGAGAAUUAUCCUUGAAGAAACCCAAAGAUGUGAUCCAAUUCUGUGCGGACUACUUCAACAAUAAGUUAGCAGAGGAUCCUGCCAGACAACAACCAUCAACAGCAACAGCCCCCUCUUCACGCCCUGCUCAGACUGCUUCAGGCGCACCUCUGUUUAAAGACCAGUUUGGAGGUGAUCCUCAUGAACCAUUGUCUCAUCACCCUCAUCGUGGUAGCAUUUUUAAGGACUCAUUCACUCAUCCUGAAGACCCUCAAAGUAAUAAAAUAAGGCCUUUGGAUAAUGCCUCCCCUGGCUCAGGAUUUGCCGCACAUCUUGCUAAGGUUAAGUUCAACCCAGAGAGACGUAUCUCUGUGAGUGCCGAAUCUGUGAAUCCAGAAAUUUUUGCUACCAGUUCUUGGCAGCCACCUGUCCACGACCUGAGUGAUGAGCAACUGCAACGUUUAAACAACAUUGUCAGAAAGAGUUUCCUGUUUAGCCAGCUAGAAGAUGAAGCACUACGAACAGUGAUAUAUGCCUUGGAAGAGAAGAAAGUGCCACGCGGAACAGAGAUAAUCAAACAAGGCGACGAAGGUGAUUACUUUUACGUUUUGGAAAGCGGUGAGGUCACAUUUGUUGUCAAUGGAGAGACUAAAGGCCAAGGAAAGUCUGGGUCAACCUUUGGUGAACUUGCACUGAUGUAUAACUCGCCGCGGGCGGCCACCGUGAUUUCUAGUCAGGACUGUGUUCUUUGGGCACUUGAUCGUAUGACGUUUAGAAGAAUUUUACUUGAAGGUACAGCCAAGAGACGUGCGAUGUAUGAUGGGUUUCUCAAGGAUGUUCCAGUGUUACGCUGUCUCAACUCCUAUGAACGUAAUAAGCUCGCUGAUGCUUUAGAAUCUGAGACUUACAACAAAGGCGACACGAUCAUCCGUGAAGGCGAACCAGGAGAAAACUUUUAUUUUAUUGAACAAGGUGAAGCUGAAGUGUUUAAAGAAGGUGAAGGACAUAUGGCAACAUUGGGCAAAGGUGAUUACUUUGGCGAACUCGCUCUGUUGAACGACCUUCCACGUCAAGCUACUGUCGUUGCUAAAAGUGACGUGAUCAAGGUUGUUACCCUAGAUAAGAAUGGAUUCCAGAGAUUGCUUGGGCCAGCAAUUGAGGUUCUCAAGCUGCAAGAUCCCACCAAGAUCUAG